Messenger RNA from Hirundo rustica (Barn swallow), 4930 nucleotides. It is a transcript of the gene PCSK1, whose product is annotated as proprotein convertase subtilisin/kexin type 1. Gene Ontology annotation, molecular function: serine-type endopeptidase activity. NCBI's taxonomy places the organism in Eukaryota, Metazoa, Chordata, Aves, Passeriformes, Hirundinidae. The coding region runs from base 21 to 2270 and encodes 749 amino acids. Gene Ontology annotation, cellular component: Golgi membrane; trans-Golgi network. The transcript is spliced from 14 exons. The record is from RefSeq and is a predicted model, not a curated record. Gene Ontology annotation, biological process: protein processing.
CCCUCCCGCGUCCCGCGGCCAUGGCCGGGCGGCGCUGGGCCGCCCGGUUCGCGGCCCUGGCCGUGGUCCUGGCAGCCUGGUCCCUGCCCCGAGGAGGUAGCGCCGGGCGGCUCUUCCUAAACGAGUGGGCAGCGGAGAUCCCGGCCGGCCCCGACGCUGCCAGGGCCAUCGCGGACGAGCUGGACUACGACCUGGUGGGGCAGAUUGGAUCACUGAAAAACCACUACUUAUUCAGACAUAAAAGUCACCCAAGACGAUCCCGAAGAAGUGCUAUUCAUAUCACUAAGAGACUUUCUGAUGAUGAGCGGGUGUCUUGGGCAGAGCAGCAGUAUGAAAAAAAGCGAACUAAGCGUGCCUUUGUGAGAGACUCAGCAGAAAGCCUUUUCAAUGACCCUAUGUGGAAUCGGCAGUGGUAUCUGCAAGAUACAAGAAUUACUCCAUCCCUGCCCAAACUGGAUCUCCAUGUUAUUCCUGUGUGGCAGAAGGGAUUUACAGGCAAGGGAGUUGUCAUCACAGUCCUAGAUGAUGGAUUGGAGUGGAAUCACACUGACAUCUAUGCUAACUAUGACCCAAAGGCAAGUUAUGAUUUCAAUGACAAUGAUCAUGAUCCCUUUCCUAGAUAUGACCCAACAAAUGAAAACAAGCAUGGAACACGGUGUGCAGGAGAAAUUGCCAUGCAAGCCAACAACAGAAAAUGCGGAGUCGGAGUAGCCUACAACUCCAGGGUUGGAGGUAUACGAAUGCUGGAUGGAAUAGUUACUGAUGCUAUUGAGGCCAGUUCCAUUGGUUUCAAUCCAGAACAUGUGGAUAUUUACAGUGCAAGCUGGGGCCCUAAUGAUGAUGGCAAAACUGUGGAGGGACCUGGGAGACUGGCACAGAAGGCUUUUGAGUAUGGGAUAAACCAGGGCCGAAAUGGGAAAGGCUCCAUUUUCGUGUGGGCUUCAGGGAAUGGAGGUCGUCAGGGUGACAACUGUGACUGUGAUGGUUACACUGAUAGCAUAUACACAAUCUCCAUUAGCAGUGCUUCUCAGCAAGGGCUUUCUCCCUGGUAUGCAGAGAAGUGCUCUUCAACUCUGGCCACAGCAUACAGCAGUGGGGAUUAUACUGACCAAAGAAUUACAAGUGUUGAUCUUCACAAUGAAUGUACAGAAACUCACACGGGGACCUCUGCAUCUGCACCUCUGGCAGCAGGAAUUUUUGCUCUGGCACUGGAAGCAAACCCAGGUCUAACAUGGAGGGAUAUGCAGCACUUGGUAGUGUGGACCUCAGAAUAUGAUCCACUGGCUGGAAAUCCAGGAUGGAAAAAAAAUGGAGCAGGAUUGAUGGUCAACAGCCGGUUUGGGUUUGGGCUACUCAAUGCCAAUGCCUUGGUAGAUUUAGCUGAUCCCAAAAGAUGGAAACAUGUACCAGAAAAGAGAGAGUGUAUUGUCAAAGAUAAGAGCUUUGAACCCAGAUUAUUAAGAGCAAAUGAAGAAGUCAUCAUUGAAAUUCCCACAAAAGCCUGUGAGGGUCAAGAGAACUCCGUUGCAUCUCUGGAGCAUGUGCAGCUCGAGGCAACAAUUGAGUAUUCCCGUAGAGGUGAUCUUCAUGUCACUCUGGUUUCUCCAUCAGGGACCAGCACUGUCUUACUGGCUGAGAGACAGAGAGACAAAUCUCCAAAUGGCUUCAAGAACUGGGACUUCAUGUCUGUCCACACAUGGGGGGAAAAUCCAACAGGCACCUGGAUUUUAAGAGUUACUGAUAUGUCCAAACGAAUACAAAAUGAGGGGAGGAUUGUAAACUGGAAAUUGAUUUUGCAUGGCACUGCUACGCAGCCUGAACACAUGAAGCAGCCACGUGUGUAUACAUACUAUAAUGCUGUGCAGAAUGACAGAAGAGGAGUGGAGAAGAUGACAGAUCUUAUAGAGGACCGUACCACACUGGAGAGCCUGAGUGAAAAACCCAAAGCCGCAGAAGAUACCAGCAGCAGUAGUGACAAAGCAGAAGAUAAAAUCCCAUCAGAGGCCAUGCUGCAUUUACUCCAAAGUGCUUUUAGCAGACAGAUGGAUCAGAAGCAAGUGCCAAAGAAGACUGCAAGCAAGAAGUUAAACAUUCCAUAUGAACAUUUCUAUCAAGCCCUCAAAAAAUUGAACAAGCCCUCCCAGCUGAGAGGCUCAGAAGAAAGUCUGUACAGUGACUAUGUUGAUCUUUUUUACAAUGCCAAACCUUACAAGCAUAGAGAUGAUAGACUGCUGCAAGCAUUGGUUGAUAUCAUAAAUGAAGGAAAUUAACUGUAGGGUUUGGCACUGAGUUGGAAAUAUUCAUUCUCCCCACCUGUAGGGGUUUUUUUGUUGUUUUUUUGUUUUCUUUUUUUCCCAAAAAUCUGUGUAUGCUGUAGUUGUGUGAUUGCUGCUUUGAUUGCUUCAUAUUUAAUACAAAUAUCAAGAAAGGGAAAAAAACCGGGUGCAAGGGGAUAAGGCAGGAAAAUUACACUUUUUAGUAUUAUCUUUUUUAAAAAUCUUUCUUCAGAGUAGAUUUACCCCCUCAAGCAUGAAAUGCAAUAGUACUCCCCUGAUAACCCUAACACUAUUUUAAACAAUUUUCCCAUUACUUAUUCUUCCACCCUCUUCACUUCAGCAUGCAGUAGGAUUCAAAACCUGAAUUACCAAGCAGUUUUGAACCGAACUGCCAAAGCUAUGGGGAUAUAUUCUCAUCCAUGGAUUUGUCGUGAAUAUUUCAGUCUCUGUUAUAUUUGUCAUUUAUUCUGAUUUAAUACUUGCAGCCAUCAUAGGUGUUUUGCUCCUUUUCCAAACAGUGCUCCCUUGCCCUUCUGUUCUCCUGUAAAGGAACAUCUGGGAGGCUGGGGUUGGACUGGGGUAUCAGUGAACACUGAUGAAGUUAUUCACAAUUUAGACUAUGGACAGAAACAAACUAAUUAAAAAGAGCCCCCAGUGAGGCAUUCCAGACCAUGGGAUGGCAUCCUCUCAGCUGACUUGGAACUUACCCAAGUGAAGUGCCUGAAUUAUGAGUCUUAUGGUCUUUCUAGGCCCUAUGUGUUUAAUCAGGACAGAGUCUCACUUCAGAGCACUUGGCUUUCUUUUCACCAGUUAUGAAUCACCUGAUGGAGUACUGAUCUCUUUGUGUCAAUUAUAUGAGCUUUGGGCUCCAACCUUCUACCUGUGGACCCUCAGUUAGGUCUCCAAAGUAGUACAGCUGCCUUCUGGGAUGCUUACAUCUGCAAAUAGUCAGGCCUAGUGGAAGAGACAGGGUAGCUGUUGCAGAAAAGCUCACCCUAAGACUGUAAAAUUCUCAAAGCAUCUAGGAAGACAAGGCAAAUUUGUCUGAGAUUUAAAAAAAAAGAAAAAUAAAUACCCUGAGAAGGGUGAGCAUGGAAUGUGGAGUGGAAAGAAAAGGUUGAGGCAGAGGUGGCUGUCAGAAAGCAACUAGUGUGAGUAACUCUUGCAGUUUUCCACACAUACCUCUUUAAAUAGAGACAAAAUGAUAUAUUAUUUUGCUUCUAAUAUUAAAAAAAAAAAGGAAGAAAGAAAAGAAAAAGAAAAAGAAAAAAAAGAAAAAGAAAAAAAGAAAAAGAAAAAGAAAAAAAAAGAAAAAGAAAAAAAAAAAAAGAAAGCCAUGUUGGAUGCUCAGAAAAGGUAGGGGAUCUAGAACAAGGAAAUGAAGAUUCCCAGGGGAUAGUUAUCUCAUUGAAGUGCUAAAGAAAACCCAAAAAAGUCCUGACUGUUUUUUAUUUUUCUUCCUCUUCUCUACUAUUGGAAUAUGUUUUGCAGACUCUCUAGAUAUAUUUGAUUAGAUUCUUCUUCACUGUCUAUUCCCUAAAAUUAUGCAAGUAUCUCUAAGACAGGAAUAUUACACUUUGCUCAUAAUCCAUCAGUUCAAAUAAAAGUUUUUCAAACUUCACACUCAAUUCUGUAAUUUAAAGGUAAACAUAUUUAUUGUAACUAAUUAAGUCUUCUGUGGAUAAAAAAAGUACUUCUCUAAAGACAACCUUGAAAAUAGUCUUACCAAAUGUAAGAUUUAAAAACCAAUCUUUGUGGUGGCUUUAUGCCUAUCUUGGAUUUAGCCUGCCUUUUAGCCGGUUUUGAGGAUGUUUUAAUAUUCUUCUAGUCAACAGUUGGAGGAUAGUAUCUCCACUAUUGAAUAUCUCUUGUACUGAACCACACCCUCUCUACUAAGAAAUUUGCUUAGGAAGAGAAAUAAUUAAAAAAAAAAAAAAAAAAUCCCUGCAAGUGGUCCAGAUCAGAAAGCUUUCUCUUUGCUGUCCUUUCCAUGCAAAAGCUUUCUGGCAAUGCAUAACCAAUGAACAAGCAAACCAUGAAAAUUUCUAAUUGCUGCUAUUAUAAAAUGAGAGCACUUAUUUUCUCUAAUGUUUAAUUUUCAGAGUAGACUCAUCUGGCGAGGUAAGGGCCACUUUUAGUCCUGUGCAAUGAAGCUUAGAGGCUGGUUCCCUCAGAUAACAAAUUUAGCCAGUCCUCAUUUGGGUAUAUUACAGUGAGGAAAGUACUAGCAACACUCCAUCAGGCCUUGAAAGAAAUUUUCAGGUUAGAAGGGUGGGAAACAAAAUACCCUCCUUUGUUUUAAGAUCAGUUCCUAUGGUGUAGUCAAAGUUUCAACAGAGGACAAGUUUAAAAUUUCUCUUUUGAAUGUUUCCAACCCAGAUCAGCUUGUACAGGAGUAAUUAUUUUUAUUGUUUAUCUUUCCUUGGUACCCAUGUGGGUUUUGUGAAAAAUGUAAAAGUAAAGAAAAAAAAAAAAACAGUUUUCUCUCAGAAUUUUAAAUUAUAUUUUCAUUACAGGUAUUUAUAAUAUAGAAAAAAAUUUAUUGAACAGGAAGAAUUUUAAAAGGCAUAAUAAAUUAUAUUGAAGAACCAGAUUUUUUCUUGAGAAAGAGACAAUUUCAUCCAAUAAACGUAUUUUAAAGGCAUGUUACAACA